Messenger RNA from Annulohypoxylon maeteangense, 1601 nucleotides. Its product is annotated as nucleoside phosphorylase domain-containing protein. The record is from RefSeq and is a predicted model, not a curated record. NCBI's taxonomy places the organism in Eukaryota, Fungi, Ascomycota, Sordariomycetes, Xylariales, Hypoxylaceae. Gene Ontology annotation, molecular function: catalytic activity. The coding region runs from base 206 to 1570 and encodes 454 amino acids. The transcript has 2 exons. Gene Ontology annotation, biological process: nucleoside metabolic process.
CGUAAGUAGGUAGCUAUUGGUAGUUAGCCCAGAAGCAAGCCAUGUCCCGUAUCUUGUGUUCUUGCUAUAUUAACCUCUUUGUUCCUCUUCACUUAAGGAUAGCUUCCACGAUACUUGCAAGAUUCCAUCAAUGAUCUCCCUUCUGAAAAGCCCACUUCGAAAUAACUUACAUAUUUUUAUCCCUUAAACUCCCCAUAAUAUCAUCAUGUCGGACCCUAACGAUUACACCGUGGGCUGGAUCAGCGCCAGCUCUAUCGAAGCCACAGCUGCAGCAGCCUUUCUCGACGAUAUGCAUGAAAACCUUUCCUCCAAAGCUAGAGGAGAUCAUAACACUUACAUCCUCGGCCGUAUUGGACAGCACAACGUCGCCAUAGCUGUCCUUCCAGAUGGAGAACCCGGGAUAGCAGCCGCAGCAGAUGUUGCUAGCGAUAUGCUACUCACUUUCCGCAACGUCCGCAUCGGCGUUCUGGUUGGGAUUGGUGGCGGCGCACCAAGCAGCGUGAACGAUAUCAGACUAGGCGAUGUCGUGGUUAGUUCCAAUGAUAAUGAGCAUGGCGGCCACGGUGGCGUGUUUCAAUACGACUAUGGAAAGACAAUCCAAGAGCAGGAAUUCCGCUAUACUGGACACUUGAACAGACCCCCUCGAGCGCUAAGAACAGCCGUGACCGCCGUCAGAUCCAGACAUCAGCUUAGAGGCCCUCAGAUCAAGGAGAAAGUCCAGGCUAUCAUUUCCACCAACCGACAUCUUGAGAAAUCUUUCAGGUCGCCGGAUCCAAGAACUGACAGGUUAUACAAGUCAUCCGUCGUACACCCUCCUAAUACUAGGAGGCCGUGUUGGGAAGUCUGUGGGGAUGGCUUCGCAAAAGUGGUACAACGAGAAGAACGCUCAGGUUCCGCGGAAGGCCCGGCCGUCCACUACGGCUUGAUUGCCUCCGCAAACCAAGAGAUGAGAGACGCCCUCCUCAGAGACAAGUUCUUCGAAGAGAAGGGCGUGUUGUGUUUUGAAAGAGAGGCAGCGGGUCUGAUGAAUAGCUUUCCUUGCCUUGUCAUCCGCGGUAUAUGCGACUACGCAGAUACCCACCGAAAUAAAGACUGGCAGGCAUAUGCAGCACUUACGGCCGCAGCGUAUGCGAAGGAUCUAUUGUCUCAGGUAGUCCCCGACCAAGUUGAGGCUGAGAGACCGGCCAAACCUAGCGCUGGCCCUCCCCCGUCAGGAGAUAAUAACCAUAUCGGAAACAUAUCUCAACCCACUGAUACCCCUCAUCCGGGAGCCACUUCUCAACCUGGAGGCACUUCCCAUCACGGCGGUGCCUCGCACCCGGUGGAAACUACCAGCCUGGUGGCAAUUACCAACCUAGCGGCAAUUGCCAGCCCGGCAGCGUUCCCCAACCCGGUGGCGUUCACCACCCCAGCAGUCCACCUCCAGCCGGCUGCAUCCCACACCCAGGAUGUACCUGCCAGCCCCCUUCCGGGAUCCAUCCGAGCCCAAAGUAUAAAGAAAGAAUCGGACACUUCCUCAAGAAAGAAAUCGACGCCGCGAUUCUGCGAGACAAGACCGGCUUCGAAGUAGCGUUACGAACACUCGUAAACGGGAUCGAGCU